Molecule: messenger RNA, 1875 nt
Organism: Mesocestoides corti
Lineage: Eukaryota; Metazoa; Platyhelminthes; Cestoda; Cyclophyllidea; Mesocestoididae
Source: the annotation of a GenBank genome assembly
AUGUUUGUUUCCAAAAGUGUUCACAGUAAUCAUGCCGAUCUCAUCCACGACGUGGCCUAUGACUAUUAUGGUAGAAGGAUGGCAACGUGCAGCAGCGAUCAGAUGAUAAAGAUCUGGGACCUUCGUGAUGACCAAGAAUGGGAGUGCACGGCAAGGUGGCGAUAUCAUCUCGGUUCUGUGUGGCGUGUCUGUUGGGCCCAUCCGGAGUUUGGGCAGAUCAUCGCCACGUGUUCGUUCGACCGAACCAUUGCGAUCUGGGAAGAAAUCAUGGGAUACUUGGAUGAAAUGUGGCGUCAAGCAUUGUUCAAAUUUAUUUCCCAGGAGGUUGCCAGUACCGCGAGCGCAGGGGGCGAUCCGUCGACUAGCUCUGAUCCCCAACAAACCGCGGGUUCCACGGGCACUUCCAACACCCGUGGAGGUGUGUGGAUUCGUCGAGCGCAUUUAGUGGAUCCACGCAACUCCGUUACUGGACUCAUGUUCGCACCGCGCUUUCUUGGACUCCAGCUUGCUGCCAUUUCCACGGAUGGUGUUCUUCUUGUGUACGAGGCUCAGGAUGUUAUGAACUUGUGCCAAUGGACUGUUCAGUGCGAUUUUGCAACCAAGAUGGCCGGUUCCUGCUUGGCGUGGUCACAAUCGCGACUAGACCCACCCUUAAUCGCUGCAGGGAGCGCUUCGCUUAUCGACAGUCACCAGCGUACUCAAGGCGAUCUUGGGGAGUUAAGUGGCAGUCACCCGGCCUCCCACGAGUCUGGUGCCGCCUCCAACCACGGAAAGCUGGUUCUGCUCGAGUACAACGAAGGUUCACGUCGAUGGAACCUCGUACAGGAUGUCGUCGGCAUCAAGGACUUCGUCUAUGAUGUUGCUUUUGCACCCAGCAUGGGGCAGUCCUACCAAACCUUAGCUGUUGGUUCAGAUGUUCUGAUGAUUCUAUGCGUAAAGUCCGUUGGUGCUCCCCAAGCCUGUCAGUUGGAUAAAAACGUGUUACUUAAAUCUUGGAACGAAGGCAAACUCUCUGGAACGUACAAUGUUUCUGUGAUGGCCCGUUUUGAUCAACAUGGUGGACGUGUUUCACGAGUAGCCUGGAACUUUCAAGGUAACAUUCUGGCCUCGGCUGGCGACGAUGGAACGGUUCGCCUAUGGUGCUCCAAUUACCUCAAGACCUGGUUCCCUUUCUCAGUCAUCCGCCCGGGCGAGGCCAGUUUGCCGAUAUCGCCGUCCAGCUUCGGUGCCGCAGCCGCCCUCAGCCAGCGCCAGGCGGCUCAGCGCGCCGCCGCCCCGCCCUCCCUCGCGCCCUCGGCAUCGGCCUCUCUUCUUCGCGAAGGCGCCGCCGCCGUCGCCGACGGGCACACAACUGGCCAACUCACAGCUGUUGCCUCCGAUGUGUCGGUUCAGUCUGCGGCUUCUGCUGGUAAGCCUGCUUAUCUGUGCUCUUUCGUCACCAACAUCGGAGACAUGCCUUGCUUACACGCACCUUCAGAAACCAUGGUAAGCAGUAGUCUUCACAAACGAGUAGCGACGGAGGAACUAAGACAGAACACAAAGAUGGCGAUUCAGAUGUCGCCGGGUAAGCGCCCUGCUCCCCGCCGUCCCAGUCCCGUAACUGGGCCCCCCUCUAGUCGUUGUCCCUUUCGCCCUGUUUGCGGCGCCAAGCAAAGCACCGCCUUACCCGGACGGCGAAUCUCUGGGCUUGACCCGCCCCUGAAGACUCUUUGUGUCUCCCCCCGCACCCAACACUGUGCGCGCGACCGCGGUGUGCCUGGGGGAACAUUUGAGGUAGGAGGCCCGCCAAAGGAGUCUCGACGUGGCCUGGCCUUUCCGCGCGUGCGCAGUUGUCGCUACAUCUCGAAUGCCGCCUACGUUCGGUUACAAAAGUAG